Molecule: messenger RNA, 1464 nt
Organism: Acipenser ruthenus (sterlet)
Lineage: Eukaryota; Metazoa; Chordata; Actinopteri; Acipenseriformes; Acipenseridae
Product: transmembrane protein 40-like
Exons: 9
Coding region: 540-1040 (166 amino acids)
Source: RefSeq, a predicted model, not a curated record
GUUUGAAAACACACCUACAACUAAACGUCGGAAAACCCAAAUACUUUAAAAAUGGGUUGCUCUAGUUAAGUAUUGUGCUGUACAAUCUGAAGCAAACGCAUUACAGCUUCAUGGAAAGGCUCUCACAGCAGAGAAACCCAAGAGUAUAUCGCUGCAGAACGAAGGCUCCCACAGCGUAGCUCUCGCAGGGAGCUCACGUCGGGCAGUGCUGCUUGCGGAACUCCUAAUUUACGUAAUUCUUCAUUCACCCUCAACACCCCGAAACCGUAAACAGGGUGUGGGAGGGGGAGAACACUGAACAUAGUGAUUGCUGUGGGAGCCUUCGUUCUGCAGCUAUACGCCUCUCGAGAAACCCGCUGGUUGAAGCGAAACUGUUUUUAUGUAAAAAACUUAAAGUGAAACUUUAGAAGACUGAAUCAACUCUGAAACAUCAUGCAAUGAAUCUUUUGAACUAAGUGUCAUUUCGCACCGCUUCUUCUGCCACAUUGAAACAACCCGGAAAAAAACAGGUUAUUUGCCAGAAUAAAGAUAUUUCAGCGAUGGGAAGUAACUCAGACGUUCACCAACCAGAACCAACCGUUUCAAAGAAGCAAGAUGGUGAAUUGGAGUCGGAGGAGGAUUUUUCUGAAGAGGACAGCAGGGAUCCAGUGCCUGACAACAUGAAAGUAGAGCUCCAUGAUCCUCAACUCUUAAUGGCUGUAGGUAAACCUUUCCACCAACAUGACGGGAGGGAAGACGACCAGCUAAGUGAAGCAGAGGAUCAUGACGAAGAGACUCAAUGUGAAAGAAGGCAACAAAUAAUUAGGAAAAAUGACAUGUUCUUCCAUUUUCUCAUUCUCUGCUUUGCUCUGGGAUCAGCUUUGGUCAUGCACAAUGACAUUUUUGUAGCUGCUGGUGUUGGUUUGCUUUCAUUUUCUUUAAUAGAAAUCAUUGGAUUGUACUUUAAUUUAGUUGGUCGAAUUCGAAUCGUCUUUGAAUAUUUCCUUCCACUGUUUGAAAGACUCAGAAUGCCUGUGCCGGCGUUGGCUAAGAAGGAUUAAGAAUCUCCUGCCGACAGCACAACACCCUACAAACAUGGAUGCAUUUUAGCAGAAGGGACUGUCAGCAGUGGGGGUUUCACUGUGUCGAAUGUUGUAAUGAAAAUGCUGUCUGUGUUUGUUUUGUUUCCCUGUUUUAGUUUUAUACUGUGGAUGCUGCCUUUUUAUUUCAUAAAGUCAGUUAAUUCAGGGUUAGGCUAGUCAAAUACACUGUGUGUUUACUGUAUACGGGUUAGUCACAAUUACUGACUUUUACUUUUGGGGAAUUCUAUUAUGGUGUCUUCAGUCUACAGAUUUAAGGGCAAUGACAUGUAUACUUACAAAGAAUGUGUCAUCAUUAAAUAAGAAAUAUAUAUUUUAUAUACUGAAUACAAAUUAUUACUCUGUCAUGUUUCCUAUGAAAUACAGAAUAAAUAUGCAAAUUAUA